CUUUCCGUUUCUCUACAGCCAUUGGUCGAGGGGUAAAGAUGGCGCUGUCCGCGGAAUUGUGAAAACAAAGUGUCCAAUCAAGAUGAACAUCUUUCGUAUUUAGUUCGCAGGCUAGAUUUAGCUCAUUCAAAUCCCCUCUAUUCUGUCUUCAGUUGUAUUUUGGUCGUGGUAAGAUACGGAUUUCUCCUGGUUUUCUAGCUGAGUUAGCAGUGUGUGGACGUUAGCAUGAAAGUAGGCAGGGCUGUCAGAUUGAGGUUUAUCAACCUAAACUUUUGAUUAAAUGGCGUUUAUGUAAGUUAAUAGAGCUUCAGAAUUUACGCGCUUGAGUUUCAAGGUUUUCUGACAGAUUCAAGAAUUCCAAGCCGGAACGAUGCCUGCGUUUCGGCAAGUUGGGGAAAAGCAGCUCCCCAACCCCGUGCUUUGCAUGGCAUGGUCCCCCAAAAGAGAUCUCAUCGCCCUCGCCAACACAUCUGGAGAACUUUUGUUACAUCGGCUGGCCAACUUCCACAGAGUGUGGAGCCUCCCAGCCACAGAGCACACAGGAAAGGAGAUCACUGCUCUGGCCUGGAGGCCCGAUGGCAAGAUCCUGGCCUUUGCCCUGGGGGACACCAAGCAGGUUGUCCUGUGUGAUGUGGAGAAGGCAGAGAUUCUCCACCUGUUCACCGUUGAGAAUGCCGUUUCCUGCAUGACCUGGAUGGAGGUGGUCGAGGAGAGCAGUGUCCUCAGUUCCUUCUACAACUCUGAAGAUGAAUCCAAACUUUUUCUUCCCAAAUUACCAGCACUUCCAAAAAGUUACAGUACAACAUCAAAUAUAUUCAGCGAGGAGAAAUCUGAUGAGAUCAUGAACCUGCUGGGUGACGUCAGACUCAACAUCCUGGUGGUGGGCGGAGCCUCUGGCUGCGUGGAGCUCUAUGCUUACGGAAUGUACCGGAUCGCAACGCUCGACAAGGUCCCCGGAAGCUGCCGCAGCCUCAGUCUUUCCACGGACCUCAAGUCCCUGUCGGUCAUCACGGAGGUCCGGUCCGUGGACAACAACCCAGAGAUCUGCUAUGUCCAGCUGGACACGGGGCUGCUGUCGGACUGUCUGCCCGAGGUUACCAGGAUGGCCAGGAAGUUCAGCCACAUCUCCACCCUGCUUCAGUACCUGCGUCUCUCCCUCACCUGCAUGUGUGAGGCCUGGGAGGAGAUCCUCAUGCAGAUGGACCUGCGCCUCACCAAGUUUGUUCAGGAGAAGAACACCAACACACAGGUGCAGGAUGAGUUCCUAGAGCUGUUACUGUGGGGGCAGUCCAGCCCUGAAUUACAGGCCCUGCUUAUGAACCAGCUCACAGUCAAGGGUCUGAAGAAGCUUGGCCAGUCCAUAGAGUCGUCCUAUAGCAGCAUACAGAAGCUGGUCAUCAGCCACCUGCAGAGUGGUUCUGAGGCUCUGCUGUACCACCUCAGUGAGGUCAGAGGGAUGUGUCUGUGGAAACACAAGUUUGAGCCCCUGGGUCUUAAUGCAGCUGCUAUAGAAGAUGCCAUCACUGCUGUGGGCUCCUUCUCUCUGAAAGCUAAUGAACUGCUCCAAGUGAUUGACAAAAGUAUGAAGAACUUCAAGGCCUUCUUUCGCUGGCUGUAUGUGGCGAUGCUGAGGAUGUGUGAGGAGCACGUUCCCCCGGAGCUCAACAAGAUGACGCAGAAGGACAUCUCGUUCGUGGCCGACUUCCUCUCUGAGCAUUUCAGCGAGAAUGAAGAGCUUUUCGACCGCAAAGGGAAGUACUUUAACGUGGAGCGAGUGGGCCAGUAUCUUAAAGACGAAGACGAUGACCUAGUGUCUCCGCCCAACACCAAAGGAAACCAGUGGCUCAAGUUCCUACAGGAGAGCAGCCACCUGAAAGAGAGUCCCCUGCUGUUCCCCUCCUACCCCAACAAGUCUCUCCACUUCGUCAAGAGGAUGAUGGAGGGGGUGAUCGAAGGCUGCCUGCAGAACCCAGCGGAAGUCAUUGGGAAAUCUGUGAAACAGGCCAUCUUCAUGCCCCUCUACACAGUUCCAGAGAGCUCUGAGAACACUCCUCGACUCUUUGAACUUCCAUCACAGUGGAACGACAAGAAGGCCAACAUGCACUACGUGGUUUUCACCAUGCCGGAGGGUUCCCCCUCUAAGCUCUACAUGCUGAGGAGGGCUACAGACCCCUACAGACCCGUGGCCAACAGCGUGGUGUCUGUGGACCUCAGUAACAUCCUCAGUGCGGGCCUUCAACACAACGGAGGACCAGCCGACGCCCAGCCUGACUGUGUGUACAGCUGCCUGGAUGCCCGUUUCUAUGACGACGAGAUGCUGACCGUGGUCCUGUGUGCACCAGAGGGGGAAGAAGACAGGGGGCGUGUCUUGGCUCAACUUCCUCUUGGCUCUGCCCACAGCUGUCAGAACGAGUUCAACUGGGACCCUGCUCUCAGGCUGGACCAGCAGAGCGGAUCUGUUCCAAGCCAGGCUCUGGUUCUGGAGAACCAGUGGAGGAUCCUGGAGAACAUGAAGGCCCAGUUUGUGGCCGUCAACGGGAUCCGCAAGGUGGCCUGUGUGCUGAGUGCCAACCUGAGGCACGUGAGGAUGUUCGAGAUGGACGUUGAGGAUGAAGAGGACGAGGAAGGAGGGGACUCCCAGAAGGCCAGCGCUGACCAGGACGUGCUGGAGGCGUCCAUGAAUAGCCAGGGGGACAGGGAAGACGACGGGGAUGGGAGAGGUCCGGACAGUGGGCCUGAGAGUGGAGCAGAGGCCAAAGAGCCAAUGGAGGAUGUGGAGACACACCUGGAGUCACAGGAGGAGCUGGAGCUGGUUUAGGAUUUAUCUGAAUUCGAUUUUGUAAAUCAGCUGCCUUUUUUUGAUGCUCCUUGUUCCCAUUCAGUCCGAGAAUGUUGUUUAAUGUAAAGGGAAUACCAUUAUGUAAUAAAUAUAUUGUAAGAAUGUU
This is a messenger RNA of Gadus macrocephalus (Pacific cod), 2945 nucleotides long. RefSeq names its product anaphase promoting complex subunit 4 (gene anapc4). Gene Ontology annotation, molecular function: protein binding. The record is from RefSeq and is a predicted model, not a curated record. Gene Ontology annotation, cellular component: anaphase-promoting complex; nuclear periphery. Gene Ontology annotation, biological process: anaphase-promoting complex-dependent catabolic process; positive regulation of mitotic metaphase/anaphase transition; protein K11-linked ubiquitination. NCBI's taxonomy places the organism in Eukaryota, Metazoa, Chordata, Actinopteri, Gadiformes, Gadidae. Bases 371 to 2818 code for a protein of 815 amino acids. The transcript has 28 exons.